GUCUCUGGUUCCGCAGACUCCCACCGCGCUUUGCCGCUCAGUUGGACUGGCCAGGAAAGCGGACAACCAAACAGUGCUUCAUCAGUUCUGCUGCCCGGCCCCCGAGGCCCCCGAGGGGGAGACCUCUACCGCUUGUGUCCCCAGAUCGAAAUGUUAGAGCACAAAUACGGUGGCCACCUCAUCUCUCGCCGUGCUGCCUGCAAGAUCCAGACUGCCUUCCGCCAGUACCAGCUCAGCAAGAACUUUGAGAAGAUCCGCAAUUCGCUGCUGGAGAGUCGUCUGCCUCGGCGCAUCUCCCUGCGCAAGGUCCGUGUGCAAAACACGGAGGGUUUCUCUGCUGAACGGGCCCUGGCAGAAGGCUGUAGCUUGGCAGGUAUCCCAUUGGUGCGCUCACCAUCUCUGCCUGCCACAGUUGGUGGCACUCUGACCGACCUGGAAGACUCAUUCACUGAACAGGUCCAGUCACUGGCAAAGUCCAUAGACGAUGCACUCAGCAACUGGAGCCUGAAGACCAUGUGUUCACUGCAAGAAGGCGGCACUUAUCAGUUCAGUGCCGACUCCUUCAGUGCUGCUGCAGCUACUGCUGCAGGAGUAGGAGGUGGAGGAGAGGGAAGUGGUGUGGGAGAGUCAACAAUUCAUCAAGGCCCGGUGGACCCAAGUGACCUGUCAAGAAGCGCAAGCAAGCUGCUGAUGGCCUUCCGGGAUGUGACAGUGCAGAUUGACAGCCAGAACUUCCGUGUUUCAUCUUCAGUCAUGGAAUCGUCCACUUCUGUCACCCUCGGCAGCUGCAUCCAACAAGAAGGAGCCUCCACAACUGUCACUGCUACUUCCACAUCAACAAACUCUACUCCAGCCUCCAUUCCACCUUACCCUUCACAAGAACCUCCUCCUCCCCCAGCAGAAGUUCCAGCUGAACCCAUAGAUCCCCCUCCGCCCCCACAAGAGCCUCCACCACCCCCAGAAUUAGAGAUAGAAGGAGGCGAUCAGGAUGUUGAAUUCCCCGCUCCCCCUCCAAGUGAAGAAGAGCUUGAGGAGGAGGAGCAACCUCCCUUGACCCCUCUGGACAAGAUGGCUGCCCCUCAGAGUCCAGAGGAGGUGAUGGUGGUGCUGCCGCCACCACCACCACCAACAACAGAACUCCCUCAGGCCCCUCCACCACAUGAGGCUGUACCAUUGGGGAGCUCUCCUGUGGUAGAGCCGCUGGAGGUCAAGAGGUGUGGUUCUGAAAUGGCAGACAACAGCUCGGAGCAGAUGAGCAGCAGCAGCACAUCCACAGAGGCACGCUCCACUUCUGAAGCCUCAUCCAAGGAGGCCCUGCAGGCCAUGAUCCUCAGUCUGCCACGCUACCACUGUGAGAACCCCACCAGCUGUAAGUCACCCACGCUGUCUACUGACGUCAUGCGAAAGCGCCUCUACCGCAUUGGCCUGAACCUCUUCAAUGUAAACCCCGACAAGGGCCUUCAGUUCCUGAUCUCACGAGGCUUCAUCCCAGACACCCCAAUCGGCGUGGCCCACUUCUUGCUACAGAGGAAGGGCCUGAGUCGACAGAUGAUUGGAGAAUUCCUCGGCAACAGCAAGAAGCCCUUCAACAGAGAUGUCCUAGAUUGUGUAGUGGAUGAGAUGGACUUCUCGGGCAUGGAGCUGGACGAAGCACUGAGGAAAUUUCAGGCCCACAUUCGUGUCCAGGGAGAAGCCCAGAAGGUGGAACGCCUUAUCGAGGCCUUCAGCCAGCGCUACUGCAUGUGUAACCCCGACGUGGUGCAGCAGUUUCACAACCCAGACACCAUCUUCAUCCUAGCCUUCGCCAUCAUUCUGCUCAACACAGACAUGUACAGUCCCAACAUCAAGCCCGACCGCAAGAUGUUAUUGGAGGACUUCAUACGCAAUUUACGAGGUGUGGAUGAUGGAGCGGACAUCCCGAGAGACAUGGUGGUGGGAAUCUAUGAAAGAAUACAACAGAGGGAGUUGCGCUCCAACGAAGACCACGUCACUUACGUCUCAAAGGUUGAGCAGUCCAUCGUAGGCAUGAAAACGGUUCUCUCUGUCCCUCACAGAAGACUGGUGUGCUGUAGUCGUCUUUUUGAGGUAACAGACGUCAACAAGGCCCAAAAACAGGCAGCACACCAGAGAGAAGUCUUCCUCUUCAAUGAUCUCAUUGUUAUCUUGAAAUUAUGUCCAAAGAAGAAGAGUUCAGCAGCCUACACUUUCUGCAAAGCCAUGGGCCUUCUUGGCAUGCAGUUCCACCUGUUUGAAAAUGAAUAUUACCCUCAUGGCAUCACCAUCCUCUCACCUUUUGGCUCAGACAAGAAGCAGGUACUUAACUUCUGCGCCCAAAGUGCUGAAGAGCUGCUCAAGUUUGUCGAAGAUCUGAAGGAAUCAAUCGCUGAGGUGUCAGAGAUGGAGCAGAUACGCAUCGAGUGGGAGCUGGAAAAGCAGCAAGGAGCAAAGACACACUCGGUAAAGAGCAACGGCACACAGCUAGAGCUGCGUGGCAAACAGGGCUCCCCAUCAGGAAACCAGGAGGUAGAUGAAAGAAGUGGACACAAUGCAGUAGAGGUGUCAAUUCACAACAGGCUUCAGACGUACCAGCUCAGCAGCAGCACGGCUCGGAGUCCCGAGAGCGUGGCCCUUCUUAACCACCGGGGGGAGCUGCUUUUCCAGCAGGGGCCCCAGGGGCUAACCCAGGGGCCGACGCCUCCACCUCAGCACCCACAGCUGCAGUCAGCGGCGAGCACCCCCGCCCACCACCUCCACCUCCAGCAGCACCACCAGCCCGCUGUCAGCAUGGCUGAUCUGCGGCCCGAGACACUCAUCCAGUGUCAGCAGAUCGUCAAGGUCAUCAUGCUCGACAACAGCGGCCACGGACGCAUGGAGGCCUUCCUCAGCCAAACGCCCACACACCACCACUACCAGCAUCACCACCACAGCCACCACCAGCUCAGCCAGUCGGCCAUGUCCACCCCAGUCCGCUCACCGGACAGCUCCCAUGGCAACGACGGCCACCAGCCCCCGCUGCCUCCCCCACCUCCGCCUUACAACCACCCGCACCAAUAUAUACCCCCCGACCCCCGCCUCAGUCUACAUCGGACCCCAAGCGGCUCUCGGAGCAUGGUGUAAAUAAUGCUUAAUUAGUAUUCUUUCCCUGACACAUACACACUUACACACACAACCCUACCCCUUCUCUACCUACUUAAAAGUACAUAAUGUACAUAUAUACAUACAACUGAAAGAGCUGUAAUGAAAAAAUAAUAUCUCACUUAUAUGCAUAUAUUUAAGGAAAAAAAUAAUAAUUAAAAGAAAAAUUAAGGUUUUAAAAGAGAUACAGAGAAAUAAAGUGCAUAUAUAAAGUUUUACUUGACUCCACAUGUAUUUUGAAAUAUUAUGUAGUUUUAACAAAUUUCUAUAACUUUUUGUCAGUUUUAACUCUUGCUAGAGAAAACUCACAGAUAUUCAGUUUCUGGGUGGAUUCCUUGUAGUUCCCGUAUUCACCAAACAACAACAGAAAUAAGUGAAUCCCUUAAACUUUUUGGAUCGUCCGUCUCGGUGAUUGGUGGACACUCUCCAAGGACAGCUUCUGUUCAGCUUUUACCAUCCCAAAACCUCAUGCCUACUGUGCUGUAUGUGCGCGUGCGUGCAUAGUUGACACUUACUGAAAACGUGUGCCAAAAUACAUAAGCCUCCACUAAACACUGACUUCUUUGCACUUGACUUAACGCUAGGGCUAGAAGAAAAGAAAAAAAAAAAAACAACAAAAAAAAACUCCUUUGCUUUGAGAAAAUAGUCCUUUCACGCUUCUCCCAAAAGGAGCAGAAAAAAAUGAAUAACAAAACUGAUAUUUCAUAAAAACCUAUCUCCCCGUUUGCGCCGUUGCUGAUUUAUUUAUGUGAUGGAGAGCUUUCUCUCUUCUUCUCUGCUUCCCUGGAAAAAAAAAAAAAAAAAAAUGACAUCCUCCGAUAAGCUGUGUUUGUCAUCUGCUCCUCUGUUGUGUCAUGGCUCUCUAUCAUCAGAAAAUGCUCUCACUCAGUUGUCACUCUCCAUAUAUCAUUCUACAGUGAAGGAUGAUGGGAAACAAAGGCAACCAAUCAUAUGGAUUCCUGCUGAACCAAAAAGUCAACCCCAGCCCAGGAUGGUUCUGUUGAUUGUUUGUCUCGUCCUUGUUCAUAUUUAAUAUUGUUAAUGCUUCCCAGGAAUUCUUGCAACAUGUACUGUAUCUGAUGAUGAUCAUCUGCUUUUAUUUGAAAUGGUCACAUGAUGAAACUGCCCUUGGACUUUUCUAAACCUGCAAAAGAUUCAGCGUUCACAUGUACAGUGGUAUAUGUACAACACUCUGUGCUGUCAUGUGUUGUUCAUGAAAUGCUUCUUCGCUUUUCCAGGAAAUCAUACAUUUCCAUGAAGACGCUUAUGCUUCAACUGUUAAAUCUCUUUAUUUUAUCUUUCAUGAAGCAUUCAACCUUUUAUGUGUUUUCCGUCUGUGGAUAAAUGCAGGACUGAGUCCAACCACCAGUCAGACAAAACA
This is a messenger RNA of Thunnus maccoyii (southern bluefin tuna), 4516 nucleotides long. RefSeq names its product IQ motif and Sec7 domain ArfGEF 3a (gene iqsec3a). Gene Ontology annotation, molecular function: guanyl-nucleotide exchange factor activity; protein binding. The transcript has 13 exons. Bases 151 to 3117 code for a protein of 988 amino acids. NCBI's taxonomy places the organism in Eukaryota, Metazoa, Chordata, Actinopteri, Scombriformes, Scombridae. Gene Ontology annotation, biological process: actin cytoskeleton organization; regulation of ARF protein signal transduction. The record is from RefSeq and is a predicted model, not a curated record.